AUGCCUCUGGAACGUGUGGACUCGGCGAAGAACGAUCAAGUCUACGACUACAUCAUUUGCGGCGGCGGUACGUCUGGUUGCGUAAUCGCUGGCCGUCUUGCCGAAGACCUCGACGCCCGCAUCCUCAUUCUUGAAGCCGGACCCGACAAUGCAGAUCUUGAAAACGUGCACAUGGCCGGUGGUUGGAGCCAGAAUUUUGACUCGGAGACUGACUGGAACAUUGUCACGGAGCCCAUGGCCACAGUCGACAAUCGGCAAGUCAAGGUGUCGAGGGGUAGAUUUCUGGGAGGAAGCAGUGGAGUCAAUGGAACACUGUGUAUACGGGGCACCAAGCAAGACUAUGACGAUUGGGGCAUGGAGGAGUGGACUGGAGAGAAGAUGUGGGGAUAUAUGAAGAAGUCGGAGACAUUUCAUGGAAAAGACUGGCAUGAGGCUGAUAUGUCGGUGCAUGGUACUGAUGGACCUUUGCACAUCGCGCCGCAUGAUCUGGCACCCAUCUCCGAGCGUGUAAAGCAGAGUAUGAUUGAUUCGGGAUUGCCAUAUCACCCGGAUAUGUUCUCAACGGGGGAGUCACCACAUGGUUGCGGCGAUGUGCCGAGGACAGUGCAUCAGGGUAUCCGAACGACGGCUGCGGAUUUCGUGACCAAGAACUACAAGAGGGAUAACAUCACUAUCAAAACAGAGGUCACGGUUGACAAACUGCUCUUGUCUGAAGAUUCUGGCAAGUUGACUGCGACGGGUGUUGCAGCCUUCUCGAAGACGGGGCAGAAGAUCGAGUAUAAAGCGCGCAAGGAAGUCUUGGUCACGGCAGGUGCAUACUGUAGUCCAGCGAUUCUGAUGCGUUCUGGUAUCGGACCAAAAGAGCAGUUGGAAAAGCACGGAAUCGAGUGCCAUGUUGAUCUCCCCGGUGUAGGGAAGAACCUAAUGGACCAUGUCCUCUGCUUCAUCUUCUACGAAGUCUCGGAACCAAACCUCACAAACGACUACCUCGCCUACCACGGUGAUGCAAUGGCCAGCACCUACAAACUCUACCAAGAGAAGAAAUCCGGCAUCCUCUCCACCUUCCCCUUUGGCGUAUUCGGCUACGCUCGCCUCGAAGACCGCCUCAAAGACUCUGCGCUCUGGAACGAGGCAGCCAGAAAGCCCGGUCGCGACCCAAUGGGUCUCGCGCCCAACCAACCCAACAUCGAAUUUUGGAACACAGAACUGUACGGGGGCCCGAAACAGUACACGGAUUUCCCCGUGGAUGAGAAACACGCGUUUGCGCUGUGCACCUUGCUGUUUAAUCAGCACUCGCGCGGCACGGUGGUGCUGAAGAGUGCGGAUCCCAUGGACAAUCCGGUGGUGGACCACAACUACCUCGCUGAUCCGCUGGAUAUGCUCGUCAUGAGCGAAGCCUGCAGAUUCGCCAACGAGAUUGUCAUGAAUGGAGCCGGCACAAAGGAUUGUAUCAAGGGGAGUUGGCCCGCUAAUCUAUCACAUCACACGUACACCAAACGCGAGGACUGGGAACCCCAUGUUCGUCAACAUGCUACAACUUGCUACCACGCAUCAGGCACCUGUAAAAUGGGCCCCGAAGACGACAUCGACGCCGUGCUCGACAGCCGUCUCCGCGUCCGCGGUGUGCAAAAGCUCAGGGUUGCGGACAUGUCGAGUAUACCGCAGGUCAAUAAUGGACAUACGCAAAUGGUGGCGUAUGGAAUUGGCGAGGGGGCUGCGGAAAUGAUUCAGCAGGAUGCAAAGGAUGGGCGGCUUUCGAAACUUGUGAGUGAGGUGGAGAGAUUGGCCGUUUAG
Molecule: messenger RNA, 1794 nt
Organism: Plenodomus lingam JN3
Lineage: Eukaryota; Fungi; Ascomycota; Dothideomycetes; Pleosporales; Leptosphaeriaceae
Molecular function (GO): oxidoreductase activity, acting on CH-OH group of donors; flavin adenine dinucleotide binding
Source: RefSeq, a predicted model, not a curated record